Molecule: messenger RNA, 663 nt
Organism: Striga hermonthica
Lineage: Eukaryota; Viridiplantae; Streptophyta; Magnoliopsida; Lamiales; Orobanchaceae
Source: the annotation of a GenBank genome assembly
AUGCGUAAUUUCAUUCAAGCAUCAAACAUGAAUGCAUGGCUAUCUAUCAUGGAUGGACCUUACUCUCCUACUGUAGAAAGGGAAGGUGCCACAAUUGCAAAGCCAAGAAAGGACUGGACUGAUGCUAAUCUCAGAAAGAUGCAGCAUGAUGCUGCGGCCAUCAAUAUGCUCCACUGUGCAUUGGAUGCAUCUGAAUACAACAGGAUCUCUGGGUGCGAGUCAGCAAAAGAGAUUUGGGAAAAACUUGAGACUACCUGUGAAGGGACAAAUAAGGUCAAGGAGUCCAAGAUUAACCAACAGCUUAGAUAUUAUGAGCUGUUUGAGAUGAAAGAAGGCAAGUCUAUUGAGCAAGUGAAGAAAAUACUGAGAAGUCUUCCUAGGAGCUGGGAAGCAAAGAAGACCACUAUUGAAGAAGCUCAUGAUCUAAAAGUCUAUAAAUUUGAUGAGCUGAUUGGAUCCCUGCUGACUCACGAAAUUUCAGUAAGAAAUUUCGAAGAAAAGGAGAAACAAGGAAGGUCUGAGGACAAGAGGCAGAAGGCCAUUGUACUGAAACCUGAUUCAUCUGAAGAUGAAGACUCAGACAUAGAUGAGAUGGCUAUGCUAGCCAGAAAGCUGAAGAAAAUGUUCAAGAAAGGUGGAAGAUUCCACAAGAAGAAGAUUUAG